This is a messenger RNA of Fundulus heteroclitus (mummichog), 2582 nucleotides long. RefSeq lists its product as uncharacterized. The coding region runs from base 155 to 781 and encodes 208 amino acids. The record is from RefSeq and is a predicted model, not a curated record. Lineage: Eukaryota; Metazoa; Chordata; Actinopteri; Cyprinodontiformes; Fundulidae. The transcript has 7 exons.
UCCCCUGAAUGGACUCUCUUCCUCUGUCGGGGGGCGGGGAUAAAAACUGCAAGACAGCCAAGGAUUGCAAAACUUUUGUCUGAAAGCUCGGCGCAAGAAAACAACAUCAGCUUUUCUCACUAGGCAGGGGAGAAGACGAAGGCGCCCUGUGGUCAUGGCAGAUGAGGAAGUAGCUGUGGAGGAAAGCGCGAGCCCAGCUCAGAGCCCAUUGGUUGCAGUCACGUUUCAGAGAAAUGCCAAGAGGAAGGAGAAAUAUUUGGAAGCUGAGCCUAAAGCUCUCGGGAUAACUCAGAUCUGCCUGAGUGUGUAUAACAUCAUCGGCAUCGGUGUGUUUCAGGCUAAACAUCUGGGAAUUUCUGAAUUAAACAUACCGCUGUUAAUCUCCUCUCUGCUGAUACUAAUAGCUGGAAAUGUGGCAGUCGCAGCAAAGAACCUCCAUCUUCCAAAACUCAGAGCCUGUUUGGGAAUGCAGAUCGUUUCAUGUGCCGCAUCAGUACUAAACGUAAUCCUCAUCUUCGUACAAAUGGGAGCACUGUCCUACAGAUGCUGGUAUUCCUCUUAUGACCACAACAGUACAUUAACUCAUGAGGAAAUCUGUCGUCAGAUUGAGACCAUCCAAAACCACUUUUUUGGUGGAGGAGCACUUAUCCAGGCUACUCUGCUGGCCAUCUCUGCCACUCUGGCUGCCUACUGCUGCAAGGUGGUCAACUGUUGUGCGCCAGCUCCCAAAAUGCCAGUGAUUACCAUCCACUCACCACCUGUCCAGCAAAGAGAAGACUGACUGGAAUAUGUGCAGCCCUAAACAAUUACUAACAAGUUAAAGCUCAAGAAAUCCACCUUUUUAUACCAACAAUAUUUUUUAGUAUUUUGUUUUAUGUCAAAUACAUUAUGUAAAUGAAUAUAUUGUUUAGUUAUUCCCCACAUACACCUCUCAUUGCUCUCCUUAGCUGUUUUCAAUGUACAAUAUUAUAGAAAGUUUGCAGCUUCAUUUUAACAUCAAAGUUGUUUUAAAGUAAUCAGAUGGAAUGCAACUAGCUCAUUAGUGGUAAGAUUUUUAGACUUUAGACUUACUUUAUUAGGUCCUCGAAAGGGAAAUUAGUUUGUAACAGGUGGUAGUAGCAACCAUCACGCAAGCAAGUACACAAUUGACAAGACAGGAAGGUAACAGGAAACUUAAAUAAAUACAUUAUAAGCCAACACUGAAGUUAAAAUGCAGUUUGAUAGCGACUUUAAGUCAGGACAUUUAUAUCUGCAGUUUGUUUGAAAAGCCAAUUCCUUUAAGGAUAAAAAAGUUAUUUAGGCUAUUUGUUCUACACGUUGGUACGGCAGACCUCCUACCUGAAGGGAGGGGCUUAAAUUCUGUGCGUAGGAGAUGUUGGGGUCCUCCAAGAUUUUUUGUAUUUUGGUUACUAAUCUGAACUUGAAUUGAAUCUUAAUGAUGUUUCCAUUCUUGAUAAUACUUUGUAAGCGGUUAUGUUUUUUUAGAUUCAGCAAACCAAACCAGCAAAGAUAGGAUAAAGGGAGCAUGGAUUCAAUAAAGCAUCUGUAAAACAUUUUCAUAAAGACAUAAUCAAGGUUCAAGCUCUUUAAUUUUUGGAAAAGGGGCCUCAUUUGGUGGACUUUUCUGAAAACUGCAUCAGCCUGGGACCCUAAUGUCAGUUUAUUGCCCAUCGUUGUGCCCAGGUACUUCUUGCACUUCUUGCAGGUAUUCUUGCACCCUUCCACUAGCUUUCCAUCUAUAACAACAGCAAGGAGAGGGGCAUAAGCCUUACGAAAGUCUACGCACAUUCAUUUGUUUUUUUUUUACACGUUAAGGACCAAAGAAUCCUGUAGGACAGGGCCGUGGCCAGUCAGGGUGUCACUGUUCAACAGGGACACGAUGACACAUUGUUCUUCACAUAUUUCUGUAAAGAACAAACAACAAUGGAGAUAAAAUGCAACCCUGAGGGGCACCUUUAGAGAAGAGGUCUUCAACAUAGGGGUUGCAACUCCGGUUGCGAGAAUUAUUCCCAGACCCUGCCCUGCUACUCAAUCCCCAGGCUUGUAAACCCACUCUGUUCUGUGGUUAUAUGGAAAGUAAGAUAACGGGUGGCAGAAAAAGAAUAAUCUAUUCUUAUUCACAUUUUGAGUUAUUUGAAGGAUUAAAUGUGUAUUUAGUACAUUUUUUAUAUAUCAUACAUUGUUAGCUUUCAGUUGAUUAAAUGUAUAUAAUCCACUUUUUUUACAUUAUACACUGUUAGCUAAAGUCGUCAUUUUUACAUGUCUCACUUUAUCAGAUGUUUUUGUAUGCAUUUAUUAGCUGGUAAAGAUGUAAACUUUAGUUGCUUACCUUAAGUCCGCAUGUAAAGGAUGGAGUAACAUCUUCUGCAACUGGCACAAGGAAUAUUGUGUUCUGGUUCAAACCCUGACUGAUCAUGGUUGAUUCUUGAUGUAUUCAUUCUUCCUUCCUUCUUUUCAUGGUAGCUGUGCCAAAAUGCCAAUUUUAUGAUCUUUCAGCAACUUUCCUGUCAUGUUUGCCUUAAAACAUGCCGCUCCAUCAUGCAGAUCAUCUCCAAAAUUUCUCUGGAUAUUUUGCUCUUUUC